This is a messenger RNA of Solanum dulcamara, 1344 nucleotides long. Its product is annotated as (S)-coclaurine N-methyltransferase-like. The record is from RefSeq and is a predicted model, not a curated record. Lineage: Eukaryota; Viridiplantae; Streptophyta; Magnoliopsida; Solanales; Solanaceae. The transcript has 8 exons. Bases 93 to 1160 code for a protein of 355 amino acids.
CUUUAGAUAAGUUCCAAAGAGAGAAGAUAAAGAAAAAGUCCAUACGAUUGAUUCUUGCCUGUUGUUAAGGAGAGCAGAGAGAAAAAUCAAAGAUGGAUGCGAUAGUGCAGAUGCCUUACGAUGCUACGGUACGGCUGAUGCUGGGUUCGCUAGAGCGCAACCUCUUGCCGGACACUGUUGUACGGAGACUGACACGACUGCUCUUGGCCGGCCGACUUCGCUCCGGUUACAAGCCAUCCUCUGAGCUUCAGCUCUCUGACCUUAUCCAAUUUGUGAACUCUUUAAGAGAGAUGCCUAUAGCUGUGAUGACUGAGAAGCCAAAGUCCCAACAUUAUGAGCUUCCUACCUCUUUCUUCAAGAUUGUUCUUGGAAAACACCUCAAAUACAGUUGUUGUUACUUCAAAGACAAGUUGAGCACUUUAGAGGAUGCUGAAAAAGCAAUGAUGGAAUUAUAUUGUGAAAGGUCACAGUUGAAAGAUGGACACACUGUACUUGAUGUUGGAUGUGGUUGGGGCUCCCUUUCUCUAUACAUAGCACAAAAAUAUAGUGCCUGUAAAAUUACUGGGAUUUGUAAUUCAGUCACCCAAAAAGCACACAUAGAAGAGCAGUGCCGGGAGCAUCAGCUGGAAAAUUUGGAGAUCAUAGUUGCAGAUAUUAGCACAUUUGAGAUGGAAGGAUCCUAUGAUAGAAUAUUGUCUAUUGAAAUGUUUGAGCAUAUGAAGAACUACGGAGAUCUCCUGAAGAAGAUCUCAAGAUGGAUGAAGGCAGAUAGUCUUCUUUUUGUUCAUCAUUUUUGCCACAAGGCAUUUGCUUACCACUUUGAGGAUGUGAAUGAUGAUGAUUGGAUCACUAGGUACUUCUUCAGUGGAGGUACAAUGCCUUCUGCCAAUCUCCUCCUUUAUUUUCAGGAUGACGUUUCUGUGGUUGAUCAUUGGCUGGUUAAUGGAAAACAUUAUGCACAAACAAGCGAAGAAUGGCUUAAGAGAAUGGAUGGGAACAAGAGUUCCAUAAAGCCAAUAAUGGAGUCAACUUAUGGGAAGAAUUCAGCCAUUAAGUGGACUGUUUACUGGAGAACCUUUUUCCUUUCAGUUGCUGAACUGUUUGCGUACAACAAUGGAGAAGAAUGGAUGGUUGCACAUUUCGUCUUCAAAAAGAAGUGACUUUGCCAAGCUAACUAUACAAGUAAUAAACAUGUCUACAUGCAUUUCACCCAAAAGCAUUAGGACAGAUGACAUGCCGCAUCUUUGCACUAUUACCAGUAAUUAAAGUAGAAUGUGUUGUGUUGCUCUUAAUCAAGUUUUACCCAUCACAUAUUUCCAUUAAUUAACAAAUACUCUUGGUUAA